Messenger RNA from Hemiscyllium ocellatum (epaulette shark), 4148 nucleotides. It is a transcript of the gene sf3b3, whose product is annotated as splicing factor 3b, subunit 3. Gene Ontology annotation, cellular component: U2 snRNP; nucleus. Bases 161 to 3814 code for a protein of 1217 amino acids. The transcript is spliced from 27 exons. Gene Ontology annotation, molecular function: protein binding; U2 snRNA binding. Gene Ontology annotation, biological process: mRNA splicing, via spliceosome. The record is from RefSeq and is a predicted model, not a curated record. Lineage: Eukaryota; Metazoa; Chordata; Chondrichthyes; Orectolobiformes; Hemiscylliidae.
CCCCGAGCUGGGAGCUGUAGGGUCGGUAAUGUCGAGGAGGAUGGAGUGUACAAUCUGAGGCGAUAUCGGCGGCAUCCUGUGUCCCAUAGCAGCCAAUCUUUUUAAUUCUAGAAGUUGGACGUGACAUUUUAUACUCUGUGAUUACAGAACUAAUGCAAUCAUGUUUUUGUAUAACCUGACUCUCCAGAGAGCAACUGGCAUAUCACAUGCCAUUCAUGGAAACUUUUCAGGCACCAAAAUGCAGGAGAUUGUUGUGUCUAGGGGAAAGAUCUUGGAGUUGCUCCGUCCAGAUGCAAAUACCGGAAAAGUACAUACGUUGCUGACAGUGGAGGCCUUUGGAAUAAUUCGUUCUUUGAUGGCCUUCCGUUUAACUGGAGGCACCAAAGAUUACAUAGUAGUGGGUAGUGACUCUGGUAGGAUUGUUAUCCUGGAGUACCAACCAUCCAAGAAUAUUUUUGAUAAGGUCCAUCAAGAAACCUUUGGGAAGAGCGGAUGUCGGCGUAUUGUACCUGGACAGUACCUGGCAGUUGACCCAAAAGGUCGUGCUGUUAUGAUUGGUGCUAUUGAGAAGCAAAAGUUGGUCUACAUUCUGAACAGGGAUGCUGCUGCUCGCCUCACCAUCUCCUCCCCUCUAGAAGCGCACAAAGCAAAUACGUUGGUGUAUCAUGUCGUUGGUGUGGAUGUGGGGUUUGAAAAUCCUAUGUUUGCUUGUCUUGAGAUGGACUAUGAGGAGGCAGACAGUGAUCCUACUGGUGAAGCAGCUGCUAACACUCAACAGACAUUGACAUUCUACGAGUUGGAUCUGGGUCUGAACCAUGUUGUGAGAAAGUACAGUGAACCUCUGGAGGAGCAUGGCAACUUCCUAAUUACAGUUCCAGGAGGCUCAGAUGGGCCGAGUGGUGUACUAAUCUGUUCCGAAAACUAUAUCACUUAUAAAAACUUUGGAGACCAGCCAGACAUCCGAUGCCCCAUCCCCAGGAGGAGGAAUGACCUGGAUGAUCCUGAACGGGGAAUGAUUUUUGUCUGCUCUGCUACGCAUAAAACAAAGUCCAUGUUCUUCUUCCUGGCACAGACUGAACAAGGUGACAUCUUCAAAAUUACACUGGAAACAGAUGAGGACAUGGUGACUGAAAUCAGGUUGAAGUAUUUUGACACUGUCCCUGUGUCAACUGCCAUGUGUGUACUGAAGACUGGGUUCCUCUUUGUCGCAUCAGAAUUUGGCAAUCAUUACCUUUAUCAGAUUGCACAUCUCGGAGAUGAUGAUGAUGAACCAGAGUUCUCUUCAGCAAUGCCCUUAGAGGAGGGAGAUACAUUUUUCUUUCAGCCACGACCUCUCAAGAAUCUGGUAUUGGUGGAUGAGUUGGACAGCCUUUCACCAAUUUUAACAUGCCAGAUUGCUGAUCUGGCUAAUGAAGACACACCUCAGCUAUAUGUUGCCUGUGGGAGAGGGCCGCGGUCGUCAUUGAGAGUCUUGAGACAUGGUCUUGAGGUAUCAGAAAUGGCUGUUUCAGAGCUGCCCGGUAACCCAAAUGCUGUAUGGACUGUGAGAAGACAUGUGGAAGAUGAGUAUGAUGCAUACAUCAUUGUGUCUUUCGUGAACGCCACGCUGGUACUGUCUAUUGGUGAAACCGUAGAGGAAGUGACAGACUCUGGAUUUCUGGGUACAACCCCCACACUGUCCUGUUCCUUGCUUGGUGAGGAUGCACUGGUCCAGGUGUAUCCUGAUGGGAUCCGUCAUAUCCGUGCUGAUAAGAGAGUCAAUGAGUGGAAGACCCCUGGUAAAAAGACAAUUGUGAAAUGUGCUGUGAAUCAGCGCCAGGUGGUGAUUGCUCUGACAGGCGGAGAACUGGUCUACUUUGAGAUGGAUCCGUCUGGACAACUGAAUGAGUACACUGAACGGAAAGAGAUGUCAACUGAUGUGGUCUGCAUGAGUUUAGCAAAUGUACCUCCAGGGGAGCAGCGUUCUCGAUUUCUGGCUGUUGGGCUCGUAGACAACACUGUCAGAAUCAUUUCUCUGGACCCUUCGGACUGCCUGCAGCCUCUCAGUAUGCAAGCUCUUCCUGCACAGCCUGAAUCUCUCUGUAUAGUUGAGAUGGGGGGUGCAGAGAAACAGGAUGAACUGGGAGAAAAGGGUUCCAUCGGUUUUUUGUACUUAAACAUUGGUCUACAGAACGGAGUGUUAUUAAGGACAGUAUUGGACCCAGUCACUGGAGACUUGUCAGAUACAAGGACCCGGUAUCUCGGAUCACGACCUGUCAAGCUUUUCAGGGUUAGGAUGCAGGGACAAGAAGCGGUUUUGGCCAUGUCGAGUAGGUCCUGGUUGAGCUACUCAUACCAGUCUCGUUUCCACCUGACACCUCUGUCCUAUGAAACUCUCGAGUAUGCGUCUGGCUUUGCCUCAGAGCAGUGUCCUGAGGGUAUUGUGGCAAUCUCCACCAACACAUUGAGAAUCUUAGCCCUUGAGAAGCUGGGAGCGGUAUUCAAUCAAGUUUCCUUCCCUCUGCAGUAUACCCCAAGGAAGUUUGUUAUUCACCCAGAAAGCAACAACAUCAUCGCCAUUGAGACUGAUCAUAACGCCUACACAGAAGCCACCAAAGCCCAGCGCAAACAGCAGAUGGCUGAGGAAAUGGUGGAAGCAGCUGGAGAGGACGAGCGAGAAUUGGCAGCAGAGAUGGCAGCUGCCUUCUUGAACGAGAACUUGCCUGAAUCCAUUUUUGGAUCCCCAAAGGCAGGGAGUGGGCAAUGGGCAUCCGUUGUUCGAAUAAUGAACCCCAUCCAAGGCAAUGUGUAUGAUCAGAUCCAGUUGGAACAAAACGAAGCAGCCUUCAGUAUUGCUGUUUGUAAGUUUGGGAAUGGUGGUGAUGAUUGGUACGUGCUGGUAGGGGUUGGCAAGGACCUAAUUCUCAAUCCUCGCUCGGUUGGAGGCGGAUAUAUUUACACCUACAAACUUAUAAACAGCGGAGAGAAGCUAGAAUUCGUGCACAAGACAUCCAUUGAAGAUGUUCCAACAGCCAUUGCCCCUUUUCAAGGCCGUGUUCUGGUUGGAUUGGGGAAACUCCUGCGCAUCUAUGAUCUAGGGAAGAAGAAGCUGCUGAGGAAAUGUGAAAAUAAGCAUAUUCCAAAUUUCAUAGUGGCGAUCCACACCAUUGGACACAGAGUCAUUGUCUCCGAUGUACAGGAGAGCUUCUUCUGGAUUCGUUACAAACGCAAUGAGAACCAGCUGAUUAUUUUCGCUGAUGACACAUUACCCCGCUGGAUCACCACAGCUUGUCUGCUGGACUAUGAAACAAUGGCUGGUGCUGAUAAAUUUGGCAAUAUCAGUGUGGUGAGAUUGCCUCCAAACACAAGUGAUGAUGUUGAUGAGGAUCCCACUGGGAACAAAGCAUUGUGGGAUAGAGGUCUACUUAAUGGAGCUUCCCAGAAGGCAGAGAUCAUUGUUAAUUAUCAUGUGGGAGAGUCAGUCCUUUCAUUACAGAAGACCACGUUAAUUCCUGGUGGUUCAGAAUCACUUGUGUACACAACCUUGUCUGGAGGCAUUGGGAUCCUAGUUCCAUUCACAUCACAUGAGGACCAUGAUUUCUUCCAACACCUGGAGAUGCACAUGAGAUCAGAACACCCUCCGUUGUGUGGUCGUGACCACCUUAGUUUCCGCUGUUAUUACUUCCCAGUGAAGAAUGUAAUUGAUGGCGACCUGUGUGAACAGUUCAACUCAAUGGAUCCCAUAAAACAGAAGAGUGUGGCAGAGGAACUGGACAGAACACCUGCUGAGGUGUCCAAAAAACUGGAAGACAUCCGAACACGUUAUGCAUUUUAGAAGCAUGUACACAAUCUGUCCCUCGGAAACAUAUGGCGCUUCACUUUUACGUGCAAUGAUGGCAUUGCACAAUGCCAGGAAGUGCAUGAGCAGAGUGUGGUUCACUCAGAAAAGCAACUUUCACUGUUUGAAAGGGCUGGAACUUUCUCUUGUAAAUAUAGUUUUGUACAUUAAAAUGUUUAAAGGUUUUGUUGGGAGGGAGGGUUAGGGCAUGCAUAGAACAUUUUUUGCAAGGGCUUUUGAAAGACACUGCUGUGAGAAUAGCACCCUUUUUUUAAAAGGAGAGUUGCUUUUCCAUUUGAGAACAGCAGAAUAAAGUCCUCGUUUUAAUAAG